AUGGCCGAUCAAGGCGGAUCCAACCACGGCAUAGCCCGCACCUCGAGAACGCGCACCGAAGAGCAGCGUCAGAAGGACCUCGAGCGCAUCAAGGACUACCGCGCCCUUGAGGACCAGGUGCGCGCUCACGCCGCAAAGAGCGACUACUCCCCCGACGUCUUCGCCCUCACAUCCAAGCUCCUGCGCCUCAACCCCGAGUACUACACAGUAUGGAACGUCCGCAGGCGCUGCCUAAUCUCUGGAUUAUUGUCCAAGCCUUCGCCUGGCUCCUCGCCCUCGAAGGCGUUGCCGACUUCUUCUCCGACCGCCACUACCACAACCUCUUCCGCCGUCUCCUCCUCCUCUUUGUCGACCGAGACCCCGCCCGCCCUCGAGUCCCAGACAACUGGGAAGAGUGGUACAACAGCUGAGGAGGGCCAGCAAAAGCAGCAGGAUCAACAGAACGAUCAACAAAUACUUCAGAAGGAACUACACUUUACCAUCCCCCUCCUCCUCGAAUCGCCCAAAUGCUACUGGAUCUGGAGUUACCGACUAUGGAUUCUCAAGCAGGUGAUUGAAAGAUUACCGGUCCCUGUAGCGCGAAAGAUUUGGGAGGAGGAAUUGGGCCUGACCUCCAAGAUGCUCCUGCGAGACCAGCGUAACUUCCACGCCUGGGGAUACAGGCGGCACGUCGUCGAGCAGCUGGAAAGUCCAGAGCUGGAAGGGAAGAGCCUAGUCGAAUCAGAGUUCGAGUUCACGACCAAGAAGAUCGAGCAGAACCUCUCCAACUUUUCCGCCUGGCACUCGCGCAGCAAGCUCAUCCCCCGGUUGUUGGACGAGAGAAACGCAGAUGAUGAAGCGCGGAAAGCUUUCUUUGAAGAAGAACUCGGCAAAAUAGGCGAAGCAAUCAACGUCGGCCCCGACGACCAAUCCCUCUGGUACUACCACCAAUUCCUCAUGCUGAACCUCGUCAACUUUGUCGGGCACCCGACCAUCACUCCCGCCUUCACGCAAGAGGAGCGCGUCACGUACCUGCGGCGCGAGAUCGAGGGCAUCCAGGAGCUGUUGGAGGACUACGACGACGCCAAGUUGAUUUAUGAGGCUUUGUUCGACUAUACCCUCUAUCUCUGUCAGCUGCAGGAGAGAAAGCCGAACGAGCAGGAAGUGAAAGACCUCAAGGGGUGGUUGGGAAGCUUGAAGAAGUUGGAUCCCAUGCGCAGUGGGAGGUGGGCGGAUUUGGAGAGGGAUUUGGGGUUGAGGGUGACUAUGGAGGUGUAA
Neurospora tetraspora is the source of this 1257-nucleotide messenger RNA. RefSeq lists its product as uncharacterized. The record is from RefSeq and is a predicted model, not a curated record. Bases 1 to 1257 code for a protein of 418 amino acids. The transcript has 3 exons. Gene Ontology annotation, cellular component: cytoplasm; Rab-protein geranylgeranyltransferase complex. Gene Ontology annotation, biological process: protein geranylgeranylation. Gene Ontology annotation, molecular function: Rab geranylgeranyltransferase activity. NCBI's taxonomy places the organism in Eukaryota, Fungi, Ascomycota, Sordariomycetes, Sordariales, Sordariaceae.